This is a messenger RNA of Megalobrama amblycephala (Wuchang bream), 2039 nucleotides long. RefSeq lists its product as uncharacterized. The transcript has 2 exons. NCBI's taxonomy places the organism in Eukaryota, Metazoa, Chordata, Actinopteri, Cypriniformes, Xenocyprididae. The record is from RefSeq and is a predicted model, not a curated record. The coding region runs from base 188 to 1207 and encodes 339 amino acids.
UGGGCCUACAGAUCCAGUUCUGGCUGCAUCUAUAAUUCAGAUUUUUAAUCCCCCACAGCCAUCAGCGUCACAGUUAUCCAGUCCACCUGUGAAGCAGUAUGAAUCCACAACUGUAGUGGAGGAUGGAAACUUCGCUGAGCUUCCCCCACCGCCAUGGCCUGAACUUGAUGUUGACCUGAGGACAAGGAUGGGCAACCUCACGCUGUCUGACAUGGGUGCCACUACUUACCAGCCUGUGGUGCCAGGGCCUAGAAAAUAUCCUUUUGCUUUCCCAGCUUCACAAGCACACUCUCAUCAGCUUUAUGCUCCUGAUGCUUGUGGAUUUCCUCCUCCUCCUACACCUAAAGAGCUUCAGGAGUUGCUAACACCUGCGGCCAUGCCCUUGCCUGCCCACCACAUGACAGGGCCCAUUUCCCCACGAUUCAGUGUGGUGCAAGCUUAUUUAAGUCCUCCAGCCUUAGCACCGAAGACAGAGCCCAAUCUACGACCUGUAGCACCUUAUACUGGGUCUGAAUUCGUGUACAGAGGACCUGCUCCUACGAUCCCUAAGUUCAGUCGUCCUGAUCCGGGUGAGUUCGCUCGACUCCGGAUAGCUUUGGAGAACUUGCUCCCUCCGGACGGGACUGAACUUUUUAAAUACCAGAUCUUAGUGGAUCACCUUAAGCUUGAGGAAGCCAGAAUGAUAGCAGAUGCUUACUUGAACUCACCAACUCCAUUCACUGAUACAAUGGCCGCGCUCCAUGAGAAAUUCGGCCAACCGCAUCAGUUAGCCUUAAGGAGAAUUGCUAUUGUCCUUGAGAGUCCUGACAUAAAACGAGGUGAUAUCUCUGCCUUCCAGAGGUUCGCUCUCCAGGUGCAGUCACUAGUGGGCCUACUGAGAACCCUGGGACGUGAUGGUGAAUUGGAGCUGAGUUGUGGGUCCCAUGUCACACGACUGCUAAGUAAGCUUCCCCCUGAGCAGCGUGCUGAGUUUCGUCGACAUAUGUUCCGCCAACCUGGUACAGCCCCUAAUCUGGUUGACCUUUCGAACUGGCUCCGUUAUGAAACCUGGUGCCACAGUUAUGAUGCUGAGCCGAUGUCUAAGAUCUCGCACAGUAAGUCAGACUCUGGGAAGAGAACUGUGACCAUCCUGCAUGGUGUUGGAGAAUCCCAGAGUGAAACUUCCAUCCCUCGGAAGGGUCCUGUUUCACAAACCAAGACCGGUUAAAGUGAAACGUUAUUGUCCUUUCUGUGACAAGACCGAGCAUUACCUGAGCCAGUGUGCAUCCUUCGCUAAGCUUACCUCCGAUCAGGUCAGGACAUGGAUUCGUAGCAACAACCGUUGUUGGCGCUGCGCCAGGGCACACCAUGCCGCUCAAUGCGACCUAAAGAAGCCCUGCAACAUCUGUCAAGGCACCCAUCUCCGCCCGCUCCAUGAGGUGAAUGUGAAUCCAUCCCACGGAAAGAGGAUUCAGCCAAUGUGGAGAAGAGCUGCCUGACAAAUUCCUCUCCCGAUUGUUUCUUCCUUGAUAAACCCUCUGUCUGGAGGACGAGUUAUACUCAAAGUGGUUCCUGUGAAUUUACAUUAUGAAGAUCGCACCCUGGACACCUAUGCUCUUCUUGAUGACGGCUCAGAGAGGACUAUUCUCCUCUCCACUGCAGUUAAGGCCCUGGGCAUUCGGGGUGUCCCUGAAGAUCUUCCUUUGCGCACAGUGAGGGAUGAUAUACAGGUCCUUCAUGGUUGCUCCAUAUCCUUUCAGAUAUCUCCCCUCUGUAAACCUCAGACCUGUUAUAAAAUCAAUCAUGCCUUUACUGCAGACCGUUUGAACUUGUCACGCCAGUCUUACCCUGUAGAACAGCUACAACAGAAGUAUAGACAUUUGCGGGGUCUCCCAAUCCGUACACUUACGGACAUUCCAACCUUUACUUCUCAUUGGUUCUGAUCAGCCCCACCUCAUAACUCCGACAGAGCCUGUUCGAAGGGGCGGCCCGGGCGCGCCAGCCGCAGUUCACACACGCCUAGGAUGGACCCUACAGGGACCCAUACCUUCCAUGGGUUG